Neoarius graeffei (lesser salmon catfish) is the source of this 3740-nucleotide messenger RNA. RefSeq names its product zinc finger protein 800b (gene znf800b). The transcript is spliced from 6 exons. The coding region runs from base 763 to 2775 and encodes 670 amino acids. The record is from RefSeq and is a predicted model, not a curated record. NCBI's taxonomy places the organism in Eukaryota, Metazoa, Chordata, Actinopteri, Siluriformes, Ariidae.
AAUCAGAAAUAAAAGUUUAUUCCAGACACUUGAUCAUCAGAUGUCCAACUUUCCCGAACACGCGCGCGCAAACCAAGAAAGAGCUUCAUGUGGUGGAGCAGCAGCAGCUCUGGAGGAUCAGAACACAGACUGAUCACAGCAGCUCUGGAGGAUCAGAACACAGCAGCAGCUCUGGAGGAUCAGAACACAGACUGAUCACAGCAGCUCUGGAGGAUCAGAACACAGCAGCAGCUCUGGAGGAUCAGAACACAGACUGAUCACAGCAGCUCUGGAGGAUCAGAACACAGCAGCAGCUCUGGAGGAUCAGAACACAGACUGAUCACAGCAGCUCUGGAGGAUCAGAACACAGCAGCUCUGGAGGAUCAGAACACAGACUGAUCACAGCUUCUGUUCCGGGAAAUCGGUUGAAACAGGAACCAUGCGUGUGCGCUGGAGAGUUCUCCUCUGUGUAGGAACAGUGUUUGGGGUUUAGCUUGUUUAUCAGUCAGGGGCCUCGAACGUCCUGAAAGGUGAUGGGAUUGUUUUUAAAUCUUGGGCGCCCGAGAGAAUAAUUUCUUCUCAUAAAAUAUUAAACAUCAGCCGGGUGGAGUUUCGGGUGUGUGUGUGAGAGAGAGAGAGGGAGAGAGCUCGGAGGUGUUAAAGACAGGCUCUUUAUGAGGACGGACACAAACUCUGAGUCGCUUCCCGCGGAACCGAACAGAACCGGGCUGUAGUCGGAUCUCAGAGAGCCGCCGGCGAGGUUCAGCUCAGCAGAUUAAGAACAUGGAGGAUCUCACAGCUGAGAUCGCAAGCAAUGAGAAGUCCUGUCAGACAGAAGAACUGGACAAGAGAACCCCAGUGCUCCGGCCAGAGCGUCUCGACCACAAGUCCGCACACUGUAUCGAGCCUGGAGACUCUCCACUGUUGCAGAGACAGCUGCAGACCUCCAACUCUGGCAUUCAGCAGAUCAUUGAAUGUUUUCGCACAGGUAGUACACAGGUGAAACACAUAUUACUCAAAGAGGUGGACACGAUAUUUGAGUGUAAGCUGUGUCGGAGCCUUUUCCGUGGCCUUCCUAACCUAAUCACACACAAGGAGUUCUACUGCUUUCCCAGGCUGCCAGAACCAGAGCCCUCAGGAUCCUGCAGGCAGAGCAUAGCCAUUAAAGAGCUCCUGGAGGUUAUUUAUCCCCAGCCCAUCCAGGAGGAACAUGAGGUGCGACUGGAGUCCAUAACAGGCAACCAGAAUGCUGUGUUUCAACAUCUGACUCCACGGAAUGACGUGGACCUUCACUCUCCCUGCCAAAGCUCCGACAAUAGUGUGGACGUCUGGAAACCCAACCAACCAGAGAGCCAAGAGCAAGACGUGGGUGAACAUGAUACAGGAGGAGAAAGUGUGAGAGAUGGUGAGGUACACGCAGACAAAGAUGCACAAGGUGAGGAGGAACAGGAGGAUGUGAGUGAGGAGGAGGUCAUCAGUGGUGGCAUGGAUGACCUUUCUAUCACGUGCUGCCUGUGCGGCAAAGAUUUUAGCUCACGGCGCAGUGUACGCCGCCACUGCCGCGAAGUGCACAAGCAGCGGCUAGAGGAGCUGUGCAGGUUUACGGCGACACGCACAGUGCCCACCAGCCUGCUCUCUGUGGUGAAGGAGCACCAGGUGGACUCGCCAAGGCCCACUGGAAAAUGCUGCCCAGUCUGUUUCAAAACCUUUUCCACCAAAGCCAACGUCCGGCGCCACUUUGAUGAGGUGCACCAUGGCCUCCAGCAUGACCUGAUCACAACUGAUAUCUCCGCCAAGUCAAGCAACCUCGAAGUCCUGUCUGCUGGAGCCUGUGCCCCUCGCUGUCCUGACCCUCCGACAGUUUCUCCCCAGCCCCAGUACAACCUGGCCACCUGCAAGUGCCUCAUUUGCAAGAAGAGUUACAACACGCAGGCACGGCUCAGGAGGCACAUGCAUUUCGUUCAUGAGAUCAUUGCUGAUAAAAGUGCUGUCUCCAGCUCUGCAUUUGGCAAAAAGCUUCAAUCCAAGGAGGGUGUUGACACCAAGCACCUCCUCAAGAGGCCUCAGCAGGAGGAUAAAGAUGAGAAAUCUCCAAUGAUGCACAAGCCCAAGUUCUCUGCAGGCUUCGACUUUAAACAGCUCUUCUGCAAGCUGUGUAAGCGGCACUUCAGUUCAUGCCAGAAUCUCGCCAAGCACAUCAAGCUGCACACUGAUAACGGAGCCGAUAUCUUCAUUAAGUUCUACUGCUGUCCGCUGUGCCGUUAUGACUCCCGCCGCAAACGUGAUGUGCUGCGUCAUGUGACUGUCGUGCACAAGAAGAACUCUGCUUACCUGACCAAGAUCCUGCCGGGUCUGGAGAGCCGUGUUGUGAAGAAGCCAGUUGAAACCGUGCUUGGCAGUUCAGUAAGGAGUGACCCAGAUGGCCACCACAAAGGAGACGCCACACCAUCCCACGGCCUGCAGAAUGUUAGCCCUCUGUCUUCUGAGCACCCUGUAAUCAGAAAACGGGAUGUUCCACCUCUAUCACCACCAGUCACACGCAGGCAAAGUCUUUCGCUUCACACUUCAUCUGUCCUGUGCAACCAGAACUUGAAUGGAAUGUCCAGUGGUGAAGUGGCACAGGACAGCACUGAAGUAUGCGUCACCAAGAACUUCUUGCUACACGCAUGUGACACGUGUGGCCGUGCCUUUGCCAAGAAGGUCCACCUGGAGUCGCACAAGAGAAGCCAUCACAGUGCAGCCCAGACUGAUGGCAGAACAGUGGGUGUGAGCACACGCUCCAGGUCCCUUCUUUGAUCCCUUUUGGGGCAAACACUGGAUUUCUGAUGCCAAGGAAGAAUAAAGGGAAAUGAAGAAGAACUGGAGCGUAGAUCAACGCCACGCUUGUAGACACCUGAGUGUCCUGCUUCAUACUGUUAGUAUUUGAUGGGUUUAUGGAGGUAAUAAAGAAGAGUGUUUGUUCAGUUGCUUGUUCAGCGGAUGUUGUAACUGAACUAUAUUAGAGGUGUUAACCACUACUCCAGAGGAAAAAAAAAACUAUUCUCUUACUGGACCUGCCUGCAGAUAUUGAUAACUAACUGCAUUGUCUCAGUCUCAGCCAAGAAGCGGGUAAAGAAUUGUCCCAGUGUCCUGUUUUAGUGGAUCAGCCCCGGGGGAAGCUCCUGAGUGAAAGUGGUGCUGAUGAGGCAUGUCUAACUCAUUGGUAUUCAAUGCAAAUAUAUAUUUCUUUUUUUUUAUUACUGAAGAAAAAAGAUCCACAACCGCUGGAAUGUUUUGUAUAUUUUUGUUUUUGACCCGUAGACAGCUGUUAUUAAAGUCCUAUCUGACAGGGAUGUGAUCUCUCACUAUUUUUUGAUCAAGGUUCAGAAAGCAAAGUCUACAGACAUUCCUUAUGUUCAAAUCCAAGGAUCAUUUAAUGCACAGAGUUCUCUGAAAUACGCUUUUGGUUUCUGCAGAUCAUUUCAAACGUAUGUUUGUGUUAAGCUUUGAGGACGGAGUUUGUUUUUCUCACCAGUUUAACGCAGUUCUCUACGUUUGUGUAAGGUGUGUGUGUGUGUGUGUGUGUGUGUGUGUGUGUUAUCCACAGCGACGUUAUUUCCCGCUGUAUUUAAAUGAGGAGUUUAUUACAUUUCAGAAGACCUAAUUUUUGGUUGAAUGAUGAUGAUGAUGAUGAUAUUAUCAGUAUUUUCUUUUCUAACAGUGACUCACUGAAUGUAUCCAAUUCCAAACACCUUUUCUCCACCAAUAAACAAACCGGACUC